AUGCCCUACACUGACCAAGAUCCCCUUGAUGCCAGGACAUAUAUCAAUGUUACAGAGGACCUCCUUAAUAGCGUCUUAACUAACAUCACCAUCUCCACCAUUUCCCUCGGGACCUGGUGGGACAUGGUGCCUAUCACUACUACCCAUUACCAAAGUAUAUACUCCUUCGCCAACCCACUGAACCUCAUCCUUCCAUACAGCAUCUACCUUGUAGCCGCUAUCACUUUCGCCGCAAUAGCAAUCUGGUCACUAUCACGCAAUGGUACACCCGCAGCAGACGGCGGCUUCUUGCAGAUCAUGACGGCUACGAGGGGCAAUACGGAGAUGGAACGGCUGGUGUUACGCGAGAAGUUGACGGCAGUUGAGGACAUGUCGGUGGAGCUCAAAGCCCUGAAGGUGCGGUACGGCGAAUUCGUCGGCGAGGAUGUAGUGGGUGUCGACGGUAAGACGGUGGGCUUUGGGACGAUCGAGGAAACGAUUAGUCUGAGAAAACGGAAGUGA
Messenger RNA from Alternaria burnsii, 501 nucleotides. RefSeq lists its product as uncharacterized. The record is from RefSeq and is a predicted model, not a curated record. NCBI's taxonomy places the organism in Eukaryota, Fungi, Ascomycota, Dothideomycetes, Pleosporales, Pleosporaceae. The transcript has a single exon. The coding region runs from base 1 to 501 and encodes 166 amino acids.